AUGUCGUCAAGCAGGAGCAGAGAUAGAAGGUCGAGCCACUCUCGACGCUCACGAGAUAGAUCAAGAGGAAGGUCAAGAGACCGACACAGACACAAACACAGAAGAGAAAGAUCGGAACAGCGAGAAAGCCACCGAGAUCGACACUCAAGCAGAGACCGGGGGAGGGAAUCCUCGAGAAGCAGGAGGUCGAGGGACAGGUACGGGAACACAGGAAGGCACGAUCACGAUUACAGGCACAGGAGAAACUACAGAUACGAUUCUCCGCCCAAAUUAGAUGCGAAAAAGCAAUUCGGUUUAGCAAAUUACACUUCGAUCCAUGCAAUAGGCUCUGAAACAUCCGGCCUGGACCCGUUGGCCACGAGACCGUACAGAGAGAUAUAUAUCGGAAACAUCCCGCCAGUAGGAGACAUCGCAAUCCUGCUGGACAUAAUCAACCAGGCGCUCAUAUCAGUAAAUGGAACGAGUAUGCCGGGGAACCCGUGCCUGAAGGGGUGGAUCAGCUCGGACGGACACUACGCGUUCGUGGAGCUGCGGACGAUGGAGGAGGCAAGCAACUGUAUGCAACUAACAGGACUAAACAUUAUGGGACACAACAUCAAGGUUAACAGGCCGAAGACGUACGACCCGGACCUGAUGUCGAAGGCGCCAAGUCCAACAGUGCCAACGCUGGACCCGUCUCUGCUGGCAAUGGGACUGCAGGCGCUGAAGAGCGCAAGAGAGCAGAUCGUGGCAGCGUCGGACGUGCUGGCAGCGGAGAAGGCGAAGGUGAUGACGGACCGCCUAUGUAUAGUAGAUAUUCCGCCGGAAGCCGACAAGCAAACAGUGAUCAACCUGGUGCACUCAAUGGGAGAAGUGAAGUACACGUAUUUCGUAGACGAGCCGGCAGAGAGCGGCACGAACAAGAGAGUGUUCCUGUUCGAAUACAUGAACAUGGACCACCAGAAAAAGGCAAUGGAGGAGAUCCCGAAGAUGAACUACAGGCUCAUCCUGGCAAUAGACGCAGUGACGCAAGGCAUGAUAGCACCAGAGUACAUCAAAAAGCAGCUGGAGUCCUGCGCAAUCAUGAAGCCGGAGGUGCCGACGAGAGCACUGCUGCUGGGCAACCUGGUCUCGAAGGAGGAGCUGGACGACGACGCAGAGUACGUGGACAUCAUCGACGACGUGAAGACGGAGUGCGAAGACUACGGAGUGGUGCUGAGGCUGGAGCUGCCGAGAGUGCCGAAGGGGCUGUCUGAGGAGGAGAUGAGGAGCUUCGACGAAAGCAGCGUGGGCUCGGCCUUCGUGCUCUUCUCGACGGUCGACGGAGCCUCGAAGGCGAGGAAGGUGCUGGACGGACGCAAGUUCGGAAACAGAACGGUGAAGGCGCACUUUUUCAGCGAACUGUACUUUUUAACAGGCAAAUUUGGGAAUCCAAGACCGAAUUACGACAAGGAACACUCGUCUGUAUAUAACACGCAGAUAGUAUCGGACCCAAACUCAGCGGCAGAUAUUCUGUACGAGCUCGAGAACCCAAACAGUGCAAAGAAAUCGGAAUCUAAUGAAGAAAAUAAAGAGUUAAACGGAAACGUAAACGAUUCUACCCAGGAAGUUGCGAAGAAUGAGUAG
Molecule: messenger RNA, 1605 nt
Organism: Theileria orientalis strain Shintoku
Lineage: Eukaryota; Apicomplexa; Aconoidasida; Piroplasmida; Theileriidae
Product: snRNP splicing factor U2AF
Exons: 4
Coding region: 1-1605 (534 amino acids)
Cellular component (GO): commitment complex; U2AF complex; U2-type prespliceosome
Molecular function (GO): poly-pyrimidine tract binding; pre-mRNA 3'-splice site binding
Source: RefSeq, a predicted model, not a curated record